Helianthus annuus (common sunflower) is the source of this 3912-nucleotide messenger RNA. Its product is annotated as dual specificity tyrosine-phosphorylation-regulated kinase mbk-2. Gene Ontology annotation, biological process: peptidyl-serine phosphorylation; peptidyl-threonine phosphorylation. Gene Ontology annotation, cellular component: cytoplasm. The transcript has 8 exons. NCBI's taxonomy places the organism in Eukaryota, Viridiplantae, Streptophyta, Magnoliopsida, Asterales, Asteraceae. Gene Ontology annotation, molecular function: protein tyrosine kinase activity; ATP binding; protein serine/threonine kinase activity. The record is from RefSeq and is a predicted model, not a curated record. The coding region runs from base 1077 to 3620 and encodes 847 amino acids.
AUCGCCCGGGCCCGCGUGAGAACUAGUACGUCCCGCAGACACGAAUGCAGCUCCGAAAACCGGGGCCCGUGUGAGACAGUUUUUGCACGCACUCGGAUUUGUUUUUAAUGGUCAUUGGUGCUGUGUUUUUCUAAAACUUUUAAACUGCGCCCGACCACCAUUUUUUCAAAAAAAGCCCAUUUUUGCACCUAGGCUACCACCAGGCGCUAUAGGCUCGCCUCGCUGCUUGCGCUUUUGACAACUAUGACCGUUGGUAAUGCAUAAGUUUGUUUGUUGUAUGUAAUUAUGUUAAUUGUGGAAUCACUCACCGGAAAUUCUUAUUGAGGCUCCUAAAAAGAAGUUAUUGUGUCACGUUUGAAAUGAAGUUAUUGUGUUCGUAAUUCUGUAAAUUACUUACUGAGGCUCCUAAAAAGAAGCUACACUUCGUUAUCGAUACCAGACCUAGUAAUCUUGAAAUGUAAAUUUCGUCGGUUUUUAUUAGGAUUUGAAUUCUGUUACGCCCUACUUGCGGUAUGCCGUAUGCGCAUAUAAUGUAUAUAUGUGUAGGCCACCGGGGGGCAAAAGUGAAAGUACACUAAUUUUAACGUUAUUUUACUAUUUUCGUGAAAAUAACGUUAAAAGCUGAGGGUGGUUAAUCAUGCAUCAUGUGGUGGCGUUGAUAGCUAGAAGACAAAAGGGUACGUGCACAAAUCGGUCUUUGUCCCGAUUGCUGAGUGUUAUGUGCCUUAUGUCCAAGGCUUGAUGCAAAACUACUAUCGAGCCGGGGGUCUCACUGGAAGCAGCCUCUCUAUUCCUACGGGGUAGAGGUAAGGCUGUCUACAUCUUACCCUCCUCAGGCCCUAUCUUUGCUUUGCUAUUGGUGGGAUUUAUUGAGUAUGAUGAUGAUGAUGAAUUCUGUUUGCAUCAAUUGUUUUUGUGGUUUUAUGUUUUUGGAGUUAAAACUUCCAGCUGAUACUUGUUGAAACCUGCAUUUGAGUUUGAAAAGGUAUUGAUUUAUAGAAUUGCUAGAUCUUGUGUUGUCAAGUUACAUUUGCUAUUAGGUUCAGUUCUUCUGGUGUAUCUAUAUCAGUUCAGAUAUGGAAGAUUCAAGCUCGGUCAAUGUAAUACUUGAAUUUCUGAAGAGUAAUAAGUUCGACACAGCUGAGGCUGCACGACGUAACGUGAUCGGUAAUCGGACCGAUUUAAACGGAUUUAUGCAAGAUCUACGGCUUGAACUAGGAAAAAGUUCUCAAAUAAGUGACGAAGCAUCGAAAGAAGCUUUUAUUGUGAAAGUAAUGGAAAACGGGACUGCAAGAAAUGGAUCAGAUAGUAAAUUCAAAAAUGUCGCCUUUGUCAACGAGAAAAAUAGGUCGCCUAAUAUUUCAGAUGAAACUAUGCUUGAUUUAUAUUCAAGAAAUUUUAGUUCCAGUAACGGGUCAGUUGAUCUGUACCAAAAUAAUGCCUCUACUAAAUCAAAUAAUGCAUCAUACCUUGCAACAACUGAGCGAAAUAAUGCGUUAAAAUCUUUAAGUUGUUUAGCGUUUCCAGUGAUCUUAGAGAAACAUACGGAAGAGUUACCUAGAUUGCCACCUGUUAAACUCAAAUCUGAUGACAAAUUAUCAAGUAUAACAUGGGAAGAAAAGUAUCAACGCGGUGGGCCCGGUUCGAAGCCUGUUAACGUUGACAGUACUUAUUUUAUUGGAUCGUUUCUUGAUGUUCCUAUUGGCCAAGAAAUAAGCUCUUCAGGUGGAAAAAGACUUGCAGGAGGCAAUUGGUUCUCUGUAAGUCAAGGAAUUACCGAGGACACUUCUGAUUUAGUAUCCGGUUUUGCAACAAUCGGUGACAGUUUAAGUGAAUCUUUCGAUUACCCAAAUGAUUACUGGGAUUCUGAUGAAUAUGACGACGAUGAUGAUGUCGGGUAUAUGAGACAACCUAUUGAAGAUGAAACCUGGUUUUUAGCUCAUGAAAUUGACUACCCAAGUGAUACCGAAAAGAAAACCGACCCAGAAGAAAAAAUCCUCCAAAAAAACGAUGACGAUGAUCUUUCGUUUGCGGAUGAGGAUUCUUAUUUAUCCGGUGACCAAUAUUUUCAUUCAAAAAACGUGGGUCCCGUCACUCGUUCGGGUGAGAGGAUUGAUCAAUAUGAUAGGCCCCAUUUGGAUGACCUUUGUGUAGAUGAGGAACAACGUGGUUCGGUAACAUCGGUGCGAUCUAUUGGUGUGGGGAUCAACAGUGAUAUGGCGGAUUUUGGUAGCGAGAGGGAGUUGGAUGGUAUUUCGUCGCAUGAUUCUGAAAACAAAUACGUUGACCGAAACACGAAGGUCAAAAUCAGCAAAGCCACAAGUUCAGGAAAAUCGACAAAAAACGUGAGUGAUGAUAAACUGCUGACCGGUGGUAAUAAUGAAGACGAUGUAGACGGUUUACAAAUGGCAGAUUCCAGCCCGUCCACUCUGUCGAAUAACGGUUAUGCUGACUGGGCGUGCCAGGUGGACCAGAAAGUUGGCAUUUUACGAGAAGAUGUACCAGGGGGUUCACUGGAGGAUGAAGAGGCUGCUGCUGUUCAAGAGCAAGUGAACCAAAUAAAAGCUCAAGAGGGGGAAUAUGAAACGUUUAAUCUAAAAAUUUUGCACAGAAAAAACAGAACUGGCUUCGAGGAGGACAAAAAUUUCAAUGUUGUUUUAAACUCUGUGAUCGGUGGUCGGUAUCAAGUGACCGAGUAUCUUGGGUCUGCUGCAUUCAGCAAAGCUGUUCAAGCACAUGACCUUCACACUGGCAUGGAUGUGUGUGUGAAAAUAAUAAAAAAUAAUAAAGAUUUUUUUGAUCAGAGCCUUGAUGAGAUAAAGCUUCUAAAAUUUAUCAACAAACAUGAUCCUGGUGACAAAUAUCAUCUGCUCAGACUCUAUGAUUACUUUUAUUACCGAGAGCAUUUGUUAAUUGUUUGUGAACUUCUGAAAGCAAACUUAUAUGAAUUUCAUAAGUUCAAUAGAGAAUCUGGAGGAGAGGUUUAUUUCACAAUGCCAAGAUUGCAGUCAAUAACCAUCCAGUGCUUAGAGGCGCUUGAGUUUUUGCACGGGCUUGGGCUUAUACAUUGUGAUCUGAAGCCCGAAAACAUUUUGGUGAAAAGCUACAGUAGAUGUGAAGUGAAGGUGAUUGAUUUGGGAAGUAGCUGUUUUGAAACUGAUCAUCUUUGCUCCUAUGUUCAAUCUAGAUCAUAUCGAGCACCAGAGGUUAUUUUAGGCCUUCCGUACGAUAAAAAGAUUGACAUUUGGUCCCUUGGUUGCAUCUUGGCUGAACUCUGUACCGGAAAUGUUCUCUUCCAGAACGAUUCUCCGGCUACUUUACUUGCCCGAGUGAUCGGAGUUAUUAGUCCGAUUGGUCAAGAUAUGCUUGCCAAAGGACGAGAUACAUACAAAUAUUUUUCCAAAAAUCACAUGCUUUACGAGCGUAACCAGGAUACAAACAGAUUAGAGUACUUGAUUCCGAAAAAAACAUCGCUAAGGCAUCGUUUACCCAUGGGGGAUGAAGGAUUCAUAGAUUUUGUCUCUUAUUUGCUUGAAAUUAAUCCGAAAAAACGCCCUUCAGCCACAAAAGCUUUAAAACACCCAUGGUUAUCAUACCCGUAUGAACCGAUAUCAUCAUGAAAGAACCACAUGCCCUUCAUCGUCUGGCUUUCGGGUUGUAUUUAUAUGUUUGUGUGACCACAAGUGUGAUGUUUUGAAGGACUUUGCAUCUUUAGGGUUUUAAUCACCUGUACAUAUCAUUAUGCUACUAAUACUAUGUGUUUAGAACUUUAGGGGUUAUUUUGGUAAUAGUUAGUGAAACAACAUUUUAGCCAAAUUUUGGACGGUUUACAGUUUGGAACUUGAAACCAACUGUGUGAACAAACCUGACCAUUUAACAUUUAUUAUUUAUAUAUAUAUUUUUUUUGUUUAA